Messenger RNA from Vicia faba (fava bean), 312 nucleotides. Lineage: Eukaryota; Viridiplantae; Streptophyta; Magnoliopsida; Fabales; Fabaceae. The record is from the annotation of a GenBank genome assembly.
AUGGUUAUGAAAGUAGAAAGAUGCAACAUUAAUGCAACUCAUUUCCUACACGUCUUACAAAGUACUACAAGUUUAUUAAAUGCAGCCCCCACAAGCACUACGAGACACCGCAUCUUCUUUAUGGUUUUCCAUUACCAUCCAUGCAAAAAUGAAUAUCUCCCAUUCUUAUCUCAUCCUCCUGAUAGUUCCUCCACACUUUUCAAUUUCUACUUAUUAGAUCAUUAUGGUCAUUAUUUUCCCAACUGUCAUAUCAUAUAUUAUCUUUCGUGUUCGUUAUACAUUACAUCAAUAUAUGAAGACACUACAUGUUAG